UUCACGCGCAAGUGGGAGCUGUGAUGUAAUGUGUGUGUGUGCAGGUAUAAAUAUAGAGGCAUGGCUGUCCGGUGCGCGUGCAGAUCAAUGUUGCUCCGCCACUGAACUCAAGUCAUUUCCAGACGCUCGUGCGCCGCCGCGUCUCAGCUGCUCCCGCUCGUGCUCCCGCUCGUGCUCCUGCUCGUGCUCACACAAACGCCCGGCGGCUGUUCACAGAGUCACACCCGGGAUGGGCUCUCUGUCGGCCCUGCGGACUCUUGUCAUCUUGGGCCUGGUGACCGGACUCGCGGGGGUCGCUCCGGGCCUGAACCGGACGGCGGAGCGCUGGGAGGCCCUGUACUCCCGCUCCCUGGCACGGAUCCCUGGGGAGAAGCGGGAGGAGAUCAGCCGGGACAGCGACUACCUGCUGGGGAUUAAAAGGUUACGGCGCCUCUAUUGCAACGUGGGGAUCGGCUUUCAUAUGCAGGUGUUACCGGACGGCAGAAUAACGGGGGUUCAUCACGAGAAUCGUUACAGUCUACUGCAGAUCUCUCCAGUGGAGAGAGGAGUGGUGACUCUGUGGGGGGUGCGCAGUGGACUCUUUGUGGCCAUGAAUCGACGAGGAAAACUCUACGGAUCUGUGAGUUUACACUACAACAACGAGUGCACGUUCAGAGAGAAGCUCCUCGCCAACAACUACAACGCCUACGAGUCGCUGCUCUACCCAAGGAUGUUCAUUGGACUGAGUAAGAAUGGCAAAACAAAAAGAGGAAACAGAGUGUCACCAGCCAUGACAGUGACACAUUUCUUACCAAGAAUCUAGUGACCUCAGUAAUAGAAGAGGAAGAGAACUCCAAACUCCCAAACAUGAUGCACUUUCACGCCAAGCUUGAUGCAAGUGUAUCAUAUUUAAUAUUGUGUCAUGUAUAUAUAUAUAUAUAUACCUACUGUAUACAUAUAUAUAUUCUUUUUUUAUGUUUAACAUAACUUUUGUACUUUUUAGGAUGGACUGUCUUUUCACUAAGGAUGAAUGAGCAGGGGAUCACACUUCUUUCUUUUAAUUUUCCUAAUUUAUCAGACAUUUGCUGCUACUGAAUGAAAUCCUGUGAUUGAAUUUUUCAAUCUUCAAUCUUUUCUUUGCACUGGUGUGUGUGUGUGUGUGUAUAUAUAUAUAUAUAUAUGCAGCAGUGCAUGAAUUAUUAUUAUUAUUAUUAUUAUUUUAUUUAUUUUUUAUCUUUUCUUCAACCAAACAUGACCUGUUUGAGUCUAAAAAACAACCAGAUGACGUGUGAGUGUGUCUGCUGUCAGCAGUGCUUGCCAGCUCCUUUGUGUGGCACUGGAGCCUAAUUGAAACGGUAUCAUCUUACUGUUGGUGGCAUGUGUGUGUGCGUGCGUGUGUGUGUGUGUGUGUGUGUGUGUGUGCGUGUGUAGUGGGGGGUGGGGUUGAAGAAACCCCACAACCCCUCACUGGUCCAUUUAUAGCUCUGCCAAGGGGGGUGAGGGGGUGAACUCUGAACUUUCUGCCUUCAGUCUCAGUCACUUCUAUAAGACUGCCAUCAGACAGCGAGAGAGGCAUCCUCAGUGACAUUAUACAAGUGGGGAAUCUGGAUGUUUAAAGGCAGGGUCAAAGUGUUGACAUGCAUCAGAGAAACUGUAGCCUUGACUGCAGAAUAUCAGGUUAUUUUGGAUUGUCCAGUCGCUCCUGGAAUGGCAGAAAUGAGUGUGACAGCAGCAUAACUCAGGGCAUGUGUUUCCGUGUCAUUCCCCUUUAGUCGUCUUUGUCUUGUAUGUAACAGCUUGACAAGCGACAACAUAACAUUUCAAUGUUCAGGAAACACAGGUACUGGCUUCAUGUAUUACACUACAUCUGCAUUGCUAAGAUAAACCUACAACUACAGCAACGGGUUAGCUUAGCAUAACCACAACAACAAAAAUGAAAACUCUUAAAGGUACAGUCUUUUAGCAUCUUGGAUGAAUUCUGUCCUAUCAUAGGAGGGUUAGACAGGUCACUUUGCAUGGCUGCUCCAGCACUGGCAACAACUUCCUACACUGCAAAGAAACGUAAAAACAUGAGCAGAUCAUUUCAGGGAUGGAGAGAUAGCCUCGGGUCAUCUGAUGAGUAGCUCUGAACCCAAAGUGUUAGUAUUUUAACAACCGUUCCUUGUACAGUAAGACACAUAUAACACAAUAGUCAAAUAAGACGCACAACAAACCCUUAUAACAAUACAAUGACAGCUGUGCACACCACUC
This is a messenger RNA of Solea solea (common sole), 2229 nucleotides long. It is a transcript of the gene fgf4, whose product is annotated as fibroblast growth factor 4. Bases 29 to 802 code for a protein of 257 amino acids. Gene Ontology annotation, cellular component: cytoplasm. Gene Ontology annotation, molecular function: fibroblast growth factor receptor binding; growth factor activity. The transcript has 3 exons. Gene Ontology annotation, biological process: positive regulation of cell population proliferation; regulation of cell migration; positive regulation of protein phosphorylation. The record is from RefSeq and is a predicted model, not a curated record. Lineage: Eukaryota; Metazoa; Chordata; Actinopteri; Pleuronectiformes; Soleidae.